Messenger RNA from Phaeoacremonium minimum UCRPA7, 675 nucleotides. RefSeq names its product putative tpr repeat protein. The coding region runs from base 1 to 675 and encodes 224 amino acids. The transcript is spliced from 2 exons. Lineage: Eukaryota; Fungi; Ascomycota; Sordariomycetes; Togniniales; Togniniaceae. Gene Ontology annotation, biological process: mitochondrial respiratory chain complex II assembly; mitochondrial electron transport, succinate to ubiquinone; protein-FAD linkage. Gene Ontology annotation, cellular component: mitochondrion. The record is from RefSeq and is a predicted model, not a curated record.
AUGGCAUCACUCCAGAGAUUCCUCCGCCCGGCAACCCGGCGCAUCAUCGCGGGCGCCCGUCCGGCUGCUUGCAUGUCCAACGCCCGUUGGCAAAGCAGCUCGUCGCGAGGGCCAAUCGACCCGGCGGCCGACCCGAACAAGGAACUUGAAGUAGGCGAGCUGCAGGGCGCAAAGUUCAAGAUUGAGCCGCUCCGGCGGGUGGGCGAGGAUGCCGCUACGAUGCGCGCGCGAUUGAUCUACCAGUCCCGUAAGCGCGGCACCCUCGAGUCCGAUCUCCUGCUCUCGACCUUCGCCUCCGAGCACCUACCCACAAUGAGCCCUGAGCAGAUGAAGCAGUACGAUCUCUUCUUGGAUGAGAACGAUUGGGAUAUCUACUACUGGGUGACGCAGGAGGAGUCCGCAGAUGGCGCCUCCAGCAGUCCAGCAGCCACGGGCGCAAAGCAGAACUCCGAGCCGUGGACGACGCCGAGCCCACGGCCAGGAGAGUGGGCGCAGACCAUAGGCACGUUCAAGCCGGCCUACCGGCCGGUGCCGGCGCGGUGGAAGGACAGCGAGAUCCUGGCCCUGCUCAGGCGGCAUGUCCGUGAGCGCAGUGCAUCGGGAGUGCUGGACGGGGGCAAUGCAAAGGGCAGGGGAGAGGGGAUGGCGUUCAUGCCGCCGCUAAAUCACAAAUAG